AUGACUGGAGUCUUUGACAGUCUGGUGGCUGAUAUGCACUCGACCCAGAUUACGGCCUCCAGCACGUACCACCAGCACCAGCAGCCCCCAAGCGGUGGUGGCGCUGGCCCGGGCAGCAGCAACGUCAGCAGCCUCCACAAGCCUCAGGAGUCGCCGACCCUCCCGGUGUCCACAGCUACCGACAGCAGCUACUACACCAACCAGCAGCACCCGGCGGGCGGAGGCGGCGGCGGGGGCUCGCCCUACGCACACAUGGGUUCCUACCAAUACCACGCCAGCGGCCUCAACAAUGUCCCUUAUUCCGCCAAGGGUGGCUACGACCUGGGAUACACCGCCGCCUACACCUCCUACGCACCCUAUGGGACCAGUUCGUCCCCGGCCAACAACGAACCUGAGAAAGAGGACCUCGAGCCUGAAAUUCGGAUAGUGAACGGGAAGCCAAAGAAAGUCCGGAAACCCCGCACCAUCUACUCCAGUUUCCAGCUGGCGGCUCUUCAGCGGCGUUUCCAAAAGACCCAAUACCUGGCACUGCCUGAGCGAGCCGAGCUGGCCGCGUCCCUGGGCCUCACCCAGACUCAGGUCAAAAUCUGGUUCCAGAACCGCCGAUCCAAGUUCAAGAAGAUGUGGAAAAGUGGUGAGAUCCCCACGGAGCAGCACCCUGGGGCUAGCUCCUCGCCACCCUGCGCUUCGCCGCCGGUCUCCGCGCCGGCCUCCUGGGACUUCGGCGCGCCUCAACGGAUGGGAGGCGGCGGCGGUCCGGGCAGCGGAGGCAGUGGCGCGGGCAGCUCCGGCUCUAGCCCGAGCAGCGCGGCCUCGGCCUUCCUGGGCAACUACCCGUGGUACCACCAGACCUCCGGCUCCGCCUCACACCUGCAGGCCGCCGCGCCGCUGCUGCACCCGGCGCAGACUCCGCAGCCACACCACCACCACCACCACCACCACCACAGUGGCGGGGGCGCCCCAGUGAGCGCCGGCACGAUUUUCUAA
Molecule: messenger RNA, 987 nt
Organism: Phyllostomus hastatus (greater spear-nosed bat)
Lineage: Eukaryota; Metazoa; Chordata; Mammalia; Chiroptera; Phyllostomidae
Gene: DLX2
Product: distal-less homeobox 2
Exons: 3
Coding region: 1-987 (328 amino acids)
Biological process (GO): negative regulation of transcription by RNA polymerase II; embryo development; cell differentiation
Molecular function (GO): RNA polymerase II cis-regulatory region sequence-specific DNA binding; DNA-binding transcription factor activity, RNA polymerase II-specific
Source: RefSeq, a predicted model, not a curated record